GAGGGGCCGGGCCGGGGCCGUCAGCCCGGCCGGGAUGCAGCGAGGCCCCGCCGCGCCCGGCCCGGCCCCGCGGCCGCGCGCAGGCGCAGGCGCAGCGCUCGGGCGGGAUGGCAGCGGCGGCGGCGGGGCCGGGGCCGGGGCCGGGGCCGGGGCCGGGGCCCGCGGAGGCGGCGGCGCCCGGGGAGGAGGCGGCGGGCGCGGGGCCGCAGGGCCCGGGGGCGGCCCGCCUGGCGCGGCUGCCGCUGGCGCGGGUGAAGGCGCUGGUGAAGGCGGACCCCGACGUCACCCUGGCCAGCCAGGAGGCCGUGUUCGUGCUGGCGCGGGCCACGGAGCUGUUUGUUGAAACCAUAGCCAAAGAUGCUUAUGUGUAUGCCCAGCAAGGAAAAAGGAAAACCCUGCAAAGAAAAGACCUGGAUAAUGCCAUUGAAGCUAUUGAUGAAUUUGCUUUUUUGGAAGGUACUUUGGACUGAGCUGGACAGAGACAGAGCUCUCUGGGGAGACUGCAGAGGUGGUGUGAGACGGAAAACAGGAUGCUGAGAGUUCAAAAAGAAUUCCUAGAAUUGAGACACUGAAAUUGAGACAUGUCAGCCAUGAUAUUUUGUAUAAAGUUGAAGUCGUUGUAAGUUCUUUAUUUAAAAUGCAUAUUUUUUCAUAACUAUUUUGUAUGUCCCUUCCCAUGUGGCUGCAGUGCAGCUCUCUGCUCUGGCCAGGUUACACAGCAGUUACUCCCAGCUGCAGUCCCAGCCUCUCUCUGCAGCACCACGGAGCUGUGAACAGACAGUGGCUUGGCUCAGGUGCCCAGGCACAAGGAAUUUUUUUAAUGGAAAUGUGGAUUUUGUUAAUAUGUUUGUCUCUUAACACAAUUAAAUUGUUGUUGUUGUUGUUGUUGA
Molecule: messenger RNA, 890 nt
Organism: Passer domesticus (house sparrow)
Lineage: Eukaryota; Metazoa; Chordata; Aves; Passeriformes; Passeridae
Gene: POLE4
Product: DNA polymerase epsilon 4, accessory subunit
Exons: 4
Coding region: 108-470 (120 amino acids)
Biological process (GO): DNA-templated DNA replication
Cellular component (GO): epsilon DNA polymerase complex; nucleus
Molecular function (GO): protein heterodimerization activity
Source: RefSeq, a predicted model, not a curated record